UGUCUCUACAAGUACAACAUGGUGGUGUUUCGCUUCACCUUCCUUGUAGGUAUGAUGUGGAGUUUCCAACCCACAGGAGCUGCGGAUGUCCAUAUUUACGUCAGCCCUGCUGGAAACGAUGCCAAUAAUGGCACCAGCCCUGACCACCCCGUCCACAGUAUUCAACACGCCCUUGACACACUGAAGAGUGUACACUAUGACAAUGCGUACGUGGAGCUUAUGGCCGGUCACUAUGAUAUAAACGCCACCCUGCACGUUUACGUGAACAACGUGCAUCUACGGUCAUACCAGCACCAGCCCGUCUAUGUGACGGGCGGCCGGCGUGUUCCGAGUGGCCUCUUUAAACACGUGACCGACCACUCCGCCAUCAGCAAACUUCCGGCUCAAGCCAGACAACACGUACGGGUGGUGCACCUGCCGGACGCCGGAGUGACGGACUACGGGACGUUUGGGAACUACGGCGGACACAGUCACCGCGUGGCGCCUCUUGAAGUAUUCUUCAACUCCAAACCCCUCAGACUAGCGCAGUGGCCAAACGAGGGCUACCUAAACAUUGUGGAAGUACCGGACGGCUCAAACGGUUCCCGGUUCCGGUAUAACUCCUCGGUUCCCCGGACCUGGUCAACCCAGGACGACGUCUUGGUGCACGGAUACUGGUACUGGAGCUGGCAUGACGGGGUACAGGAGGUGGCCAAGCUUAACACAACCACGGGGACAGUCACCCUGGCCCGACCCCCAACCUACGGGCUAAGAAUAGGCCAUUUCGGGGAGGCAGAUGCGAGCUAUCAAAAGCAAGGCGGCUACUUCCGUUUUAUCAACGUUCUGGAAGAGCUUGAUUCUCCGGGCGAGUAUUAUAUGGAUGCGAAAUCUGGGAACUUGUACGUUUGGAUGCCAAACGCGGAUGGAAACCUCCACACAUCGGAUUCCAUUUACGUUUCAGUGGUGAACAACUGUAUAGAGGUGCGGGCCAACGGCAAUGACAUUUCCUUCUCAGACUUUACACUGGAGGUUUGCAGAGAGUAUGGGAUUAAAGGACCAAAGUUGAACAACUUCCAGCUUCUAAAUAUGGAAAUCAGGAACACUGGGUCUUACGCCGCGCUUUGUUCUGAUUGCCGAAACGUCCAAGUGUCACAAUGUCUUAUACACGACGUGGACGGGGGACUCUUCAUCAGCGGUGGCGACCGGAAGCUCUUGGAGUCGUCCGGCGCAGUUCUGGAGCACAAUGAGAUAUACAACUUUUCACGCGUGGUGGCCGUCGGUUCUGACGCCAUUUACGCCAACGGUGUUGGCCAUAUUGUUCGACAUAACUCCAUCUAUAACGGCCAGUACAGGGGCGUCAACUAUUUUGGUAACGACAUCGUGAUGGAGUUCAACCACGUGCACCAUACGUGCAUGAACGCGUCUGACUGUGGGGCGUUCCACACAGGCCGAGAUUGGACAACGCGCGGGAACGUAAUACGGAACAACCUGGUUCAUGACAACUUACGACUGGUGCCCGGUGCAGAUGUGCGGGGCGUCAUGUUGGAUGAUCAGUCCUCCAGCACACACAUUACCAACAACGUCUUCUUCAACAAUGACGUGCACGUGAACAUCGGUGGCGGUCGUGACAACGUUGUUUCCGGUAACGUCAUGUACGGGGCAGAACGUUUCUCCAUGCAAGUUGACGGCAGGGGACUUGGCAGAGAUGACUACAAGGAUUUUAUCAACCACAGACUACAUAAUAUGCCGUACACGGGAGCGCUUUGGAGCAUGCGGUACCCAAAAUUGGCGGCCAUAGACGCUCAUAACGCCAGCCUCCCGGAAGGGAAUGAGAUAAGUAAGAAUGUCGUGUACAAUAGCGGCCACGUGGGUUUUAUACCGACACUCCAUGGAUGGAUUGACAAUAAAAGGUUCUUCAACGUCACAGACACGGGCUUUGCGAUCAACGAAGGUGAUUUUUACGAUGCGGCCCACGGCGACUUUCGAGUGAGAUGCUACAUGGCCGACUGGGCGAACCGGGUGAACUUCCUUCAGCCACUUUCACCAGACCAGUACGGCGCGCAGAAGACGGUCGGUCCAAUUCACCUCCACAGAAUGCCGGCUCACCUGACGUCACAGCCUCAUUCUGGUCCAUGUACCACACAGGCGCCCGUAACGUCCUCACCAGCGGUCGCCUACCUCCCGGACGGCUCCGGAUCCAACCACUUGUAUAACGUGACGUCACAAGGUUGCUGGCUGAUUGUGUCAAAAUGCAGCGCCCACCCGGCGGCCGUCGGUAUGUACAGGGACACUGUCGGAGAGCGGCAGGUACGCGCGGACCAGAACGAGACCGCGUGCAUGGAACGAGCUGUCCACACAUGGAAGUCAUGUGGAGGGCACAAAGAUGAACAAGUCGCCGCCAUAUACGGCCCUUCCGGAGCCACAACUUUGGCAGGUGAUGGUUGCUACAUGGCUAUGUACGGCUGUCCGCAGCACGGCGGGCCCGCGGACGGACACGCAGUCGCUACCGGAAAGAUUUACCGGGAUGGGUAUGCGGAGCAGCACCAAGGGGCGGCGACGGACGAAGGGGCGUGCCUCAGCCGCUCAAUCGCCCAGUGGCGCUACUGUGGAUCAUACGCCAACCACCCCAUAACAUCCAUAUUCAGGCCAACAGGCGCGGUACGCACGGCGGGCGCAGGUUGCUGGAUACAUGUACAGAGCUGCAAUCACGUGACCGGAAACCACACCAUGUUCUACGACGCCUGGGGAGCGGCUAAUCUCCACACAGACGAGAACGAGAGCGCGUGUCUCCACCAGGCCCGGUACUACUGGCAGCAGUGCGGCUCCCACCCCGCACAUCCCGUUACCGCCUUCUAUCGGCCGUCUACCCACUCUCGCACGUACCCAUGACAGGAGAAAAAAAAUUCUUCAGA
Messenger RNA from Mya arenaria, 2891 nucleotides. RefSeq lists its product as uncharacterized. Lineage: Eukaryota; Metazoa; Mollusca; Bivalvia; Myida; Myidae. Bases 19 to 2868 code for a protein of 949 amino acids. The transcript has 23 exons. The record is from RefSeq and is a predicted model, not a curated record.